Brienomyrus brachyistius is the source of this 3841-nucleotide messenger RNA. It is a transcript of the gene fam217ba, whose product is annotated as family with sequence similarity 217 member Ba. The record is from RefSeq and is a predicted model, not a curated record. Lineage: Eukaryota; Metazoa; Chordata; Actinopteri; Osteoglossiformes; Mormyridae. The transcript has 6 exons. The coding region runs from base 297 to 1853 and encodes 518 amino acids.
GAGGAAACCAGAAUAUCCAGAGGAAACACACGUCCACAGGAACACAAAGGACAAGAUUCAAAUUUAGAAGGGCAGCCAGAAGCAUCCUGGAGAGUCUUCGCACAAGCGCUGUAUUUCGCUGCGAGCUCAGCUAUUCGCCGGGUUUGGCACGAACGCGUCAUGUCUGCGCAGCCCGACGGAAAACAACAGCACCCGCUAAUCCUUCGCAAACAAGAGCGCGACGACAGCAAGUUUGCAUGGGUUACCGCACUGCUGAAGCAGCUUGACAGAGGACAAGGAUUUUGGUUUGGAGCGCCAUGGGACCCAUUCUUCUGGAGCGAGCUGCAGCUCCUGUGCUUAAGGUGUCCAACAAGGAGAAAAGAUCAGACAGAAGUUCAGAGAAUGUCGGCUCGCUAAUAAGCUCCAAUAAAGGAAGCGUGAGUCAGAACCAUAGACCCCAGAAAAAGGCAGGGGUUCAGUCAAAAAACACCUUUCGCGGAAAAGACUCCACACUUGGAAAUGAGAAGGGCACUCAAUUUAGAGGAAAAAGUAAACCAGAGACCCCCUGCAAUUAUAACAAUGGUGCUCUGAUAAGAAAUGUGAGAGAACUGGACCCCAAGUCUCCACCUUCUCAGGCUGAGAGCAAUCGGGAGAGUCUGGUGCAGCCGGUGUCACAGUGCAGCGGAGAAGAUAACCGGGACUUUGCAGGUCGUGUGUGCAGUCGGCCCACGCUUACCCUGCCGCUAGCCCUUCCCCCUGAGCCUGGCAAGGGACUGGGGCAGCAAAGCCAGCCUUUCAGUCUGGAGUCGACAAGGCUGUAUGAGCAGAAGGAGGAUGACACAGACAGUGCCAGUGACCUGUCAGACUCUGAACGGCUCCCUGUACUCCCCUCACCCUGUACCCCCCCGCAGCUGAACCUACGGGCUGAGAUCUUUGACCCCAGUGAUCUCCAGCAGUGCAUUCCGGAGUCUCGGGGGACUGGCCAUGGUAGCCAUGGAUAUCCAGAUUUCCUGCCCCCUCCCUUCUGCACCUGGAGUCUGCGCCAACUGGCCAUUUUCCUCAAUACAGACGGCAGGGGGGCCCCUCGGCCCAGACCUGUGGGAAAACUAGAGAGAUACCUGGAGCGGCUUUUGCAGCUGGAAUGGCUCCAGGUACAGACCGUUGAGGCAGAGGGCAGGCAAGCUGUCUCUGGGCUUCCUGUCCGGCCUCGCCGCCAAUCUGUAGCUCCUCGCUACAGCUCAGCCCCCAUCGCCCGCCUCAGCUCACCCAAAACCUUCCGCCAAUGUCAGUGUGCCUUUCCCCUGCCACCUGCCUUUUGCCCGGCCAGCCACCCACCUCUCCAGCAUUCCCAUGCAGGCUGCUCCACCUGCCACCUCCACUACCCACUCUGCAAUAGCGUCUGCUCCUCAUAUGCAUACCACAGGCACUCGCGCCUCAGUCCGGUCCUGGAACGUCGAGCCAAGCCAGGAGUCCUACCAAAGAGGAGCAGCAGCGAAAGCCGCGUCCCUGCUGGCCAGGUGUGGAGGCUUGGGACCUCCCCAACAGGAAACGGGCACCUGCAGCGCAUGCAGGCAGUAGGUAAUGUCCGCAGUCCUUCCCAGCCCCAGGUAGGGCCCCGGAAUGGCAGUACUGCAGCUAGCACCAGCAAGCCGAAAAAUUCAGUAGUUGCCAAAAAGGGCACUCCAGGUAAGAUUGCACAACAGGCAAACCUUCUAAGGGAAACUGAUACGGUGAGAUCAAAGGCAGGGCCGAGAGAUGGUGACGUGCAGCUGGGUGCUGUUGCUGGAGCCCGGCAUCAUUCAUCUGUGUCCAAGGGGACACCACAUGCCAGGCCCAAUGGAAAGGUUAAACAUGCUAAUCUUAUUACUAAUUAGCAUCACAUUUUAUCUGUUCAUUGUGCAUUAUGUAGAAAAGACAGCAAAAUACAUAGAGUACAUCUUAUUUAUAACUGCGUCUUGUGUGGCAGGCGUAUAUAAGCUACUGACUUAAAGGAAACUUAGAAACCUGAGGCCUGUGACAAAGCUGGCUUUUAGGGUUAGCAAGAUAACUUGUUGGGCUUAACAUAGUCUUGGCUAAACUUAAGUGAACGAAAAUACAGUCAGUUUAAAGUGUAGUACCUUAAAGUGGGGUUAUCUAGCUAACCAGUAAAUCUUGCUUCAUAAUACAGGACCCUCUAUUGCUGCAGCUCUCGGUUACUGGAACUGGCCGCUACUGCCUUAGCUUUACUGUAAAGUGCUAGCAGCUCAAAUGACAGUCUGUGGUGCUUUUAUGCAGAAUUCAGUCUCGUUUUUUUAAUUUAUUUGUGGGCUAAUAGUAUGUGCUUAUAGUUACUGCAUAAUCCUCAGAUAUUGAAUGCUUACAGAUGAAUUUCUGUAAAAUCAGGAUCAAAUAAUAUGAAGAUGACACACAAAAAUAAAUAUCUUAGUACUAUCAGACAUGUAGCAUUGUUAUUCACAAUAUUACCACACUGAUAACCUAUUUUGAAAUAUUCAUUGUAACAGGAAAUAUUUUAACCAUAUUUUUGAUAUGGAAUUAAAUCAGCAGGCAAGUGGAUGUAUAGGAUAUAUAAAAGGACUACCUUAAGUUAAAAAACAUUUUUUAAUCUGUAUAAAGAAAGGUCUAUUUAAGGAAUAAAUGACACAAUUCUUUGUCAAAGCAAUGUUAAUUUGAAACCUUAUUGAUUUCUAGAAAGUAAGACUUGCUUUCUGGUAUACAUUUUAUAACUUAUUGCUUCUGCCAUUUAUUUAUGCAGCUAUUGUUUAUUUAAUUCAUUUUACUUGCCCAGAACAAGCCAAAUGACACUGGGGAGAAGGUGUAAAUAUGUGUGGUUUGCUGGAAAAUAUAUAUUUAUCUCUGUUUAUGCAUUCACAUUAUUACACCUGCUUGUUCUGUGCUGUGCUGGGGUUAGCUGAGGACUGCAUUUUCAUAUUAUCUUACUAUCUAUUUUUAACUGUGGAAUAUGCUUUUCACUUUAUUUAAAAGGAUUUAAAAGGACUUUUAAUAAUGGUAAAAUUAAGCAAUGUGUUUAACCCUCCAGUCUUGAACGUCCUCCUGUAGUACUACAUGAUGAAGCUUAUCUUAUAAUUUCCACCAAUCUUCUAAUCACUUACGCUAGUCAGGGUCAUGGGGGCCUGGAGACUAUCCCAUACAGAAUAGGGAACGAGGUUGGGCUGCACCCUUGACAGGAUGCUAGUCUAUCACAGGGCACAUGCACAUACACACAAUCAUACUCUAUGGGCACACAGAUUCCUACCUGGAUGUCUUUGGACUAGAAGGAAGUUGAAACAGAGAGAACAUACACACUCCACACACACAGGCAGGAUUCAAACUUCAGCCCUGGAAGUGAGUGGACACAGUACUUCCCACUAGGCCACCAUUCCAAUACAACAAGUAUUUUGUAAAUAUAAGAUAGAAUAUUAAGUUUUUGUAAUAUUUCUUUGCAAAAUAAGGAUUUUCCAUUUCUGAAUUUUUGUCUCCUGUGCUUACACUACAGUUUUCAGUAUUCCAUAGUUCAAUGGAAACAUUACUGUCAGUGUUAUUGUGUGAUUUGAUGUCACCUGUCUUGCUAAGAAAACAUGGAACAGCUCAAGUCUUAAUUGGUAUUAAUUGUUCCCAGGACACCCUGCUGAUAUCAUCAGAAAAGUCUAUUGCUUUUAUUAUUCACUAAAUCUUCCUUAGUAUUUUGAUGUUAUACAGGUGAAUUUUUCUUUGUUGUCACAAAAUGUAAUUGUUUGUUAAACAUGAUAUAAACAUUGUUGUUAGUAAAAACCCCAGGUACUGUGCCAUUUGUCUGCUAAGUUUGUCAAUUCAGCUGUUAAAUCCUGUGUUUUAAGGUUCUCAAUAAACUGACAGUUACUAUUUA